UCCGCUUUAUCUCCCACCCUAGUGUGACAGCGCCUGUAGUGCGCGUUUGUAUGUAUGAAGGAGGGCGACAGAGGGAGUAAGUAGCGUACACAGUUUGUAAACUGAAGCAGACGAGUCAGACAGCACACUUGGGUAUAUAGCGACCAUGGAGUACUAUGUUGCAGUGCUUGCACAAAUGUUGGAGAUUGCGUGUUAGUUUCCAAGAUCUAAAAGAUAGUGAUCUAAAUGUAUAAUUUACCCAUUCGUUUUAUGAUUUAGUAUUGUCAGGAUCCGAGAAACGAAGCUGAAUGUAUUUCAGACACAGAGCUCUAAAACGGGUGCACAACUCUGAAAACUGAGGGUUUUGAACCUUGGAACCUUUAUUUGGGUGAGAACUUCGGCAAGAUUCUGAGCACCCUGUUGGCUGUAAACAUCACUACUCAAGACUGUGUCUCUGAGAGGCCAUGCCCCCGGCCCAGCGCUUCUGCACCCUGCCUGGCUUCCUGUGCACGCUUUAUGCCCUCGUGCAAGUCUAACAGGUCCCUGCGCAGACAGUCUAAAUCUGUGGAGAUGUCGGAGAACGGUGGCGGCGGCGGGCAGCUGCUGGUGAAGGCCCGCUUCAACUUCAAGCAGAACAACGAGGACGAGCUGUCCUUCGGCAAGGGCGACCUGAUCUGCGUCACCCGCCAAGAGGACGGCGGCUGGUGGGAAGGCACCGUCGGCGGCCGCACCGGCUGGUUCCCUAGCAACUACGUCCGAGAGGUCAAGCCCUCUGAGAAGCCCAUGUCUCCCAGAGGUCUGAAAGGGUUUGAGUUGCCCCAGCUGACUAAGAACUACUAUAGUGUGGUGGUCCAGGACAUUCUGGAGUUUGAGCGAGAGUUUGUGAAGGAACUGCAGGCCCUGCUGGGCUGCUACCUGCGCCCCCUGCAGGCCAGCGACAGGCUAUCCAGUGCAGACAGCACAAGCCUGAUGGGGAACCUGGAAGACGUCCUGACAUUUCAGCAAGGCCUCUGUGUGGCCUUAGAAGAGUGUGCGAAAAUGCCAGAGGGACAGCAGCGUCUGGGUGGCUGUUACCUGAACCUGUUGUGUCAGAUCAGGGUGCUGUACCUGUCGUACUGUUCCAACCAUCCCUCUGCUGUGUGUGUGCUCACUGACCACGGUGAGGAGCUGGACAAGUUCAUGGACAGCCAGGGGACCAGCGGCCCCGGGGUCCUGACCCUGACCAGCAGCCUCAGCAGGCCCUUCAUGCGGCUGGACAAAUACCCCACCCUGCUCCAGGAGCUGGAAAGACACGUGGAGGAAGCCCACCCAGACUAUAGCGACAUUUUGAAAGCCACAACGGCCUUUAAGAACUUGGCGUCUCAGUGCCAGGACGUGCGGAAGCGCAGGAACCUGGAGCUGCAGAUCGUGUCGGAGCCGGUGCGAGGCUGGGAGGGAGAGAGCAUCAGGUCUCUGGGUCACGUGAUCUACAUGUCCCAGGUGCACAUGCAGAGUGCGGCCAGUGAGGAUAAGGAGGAGCGCUACUUCUUGCUGUUUCCCGGUGUUCUGCUCAUGCUGUCAGCCAGUCCUCGCAUGAGUGGAUUCAUCUACCAGGGAAGGUUACCUCUGACGGGGAUGACAGUGAGCAGACAGAUAGAGGACGUGGACAGUGCGCACUUCGCCUUCGAGAUCUCAGGUAGCAUGAUCGAUCGCAUCAUGGUGUUCUGCAGCACCCAACAAGAGCUUCAGGAGUGGCUGGAUCACCUGCACUCUCUCACCAAAGGAGGCAGCCCUGGGGGCACCAUCAGUAAGAAUGCUGACAGCAGACACGGAAGCGCCGCCGGCACCCCCAGCCACCAGGGGUACGGCUCUCCCGCCACAACGCGGGGACCCCUGGAGCCCCCGAAAACCAGCAAGCCCUGGUCCCUGAGCUGCCUGCGCCCCGCGCCGCCCCUCAAGCCCUCUGCCGCGCUGGGCUGCAAGGAGAGGAUGUCUUAUAUCCUGAAGGACUCCAGUAAAAGCCCCAGGCCAAUUAAGAAAUUUCUUCCAAAACGAAAAACGGAAAGAAAGCCGUCAGACGAUGACGUCCUCCUGAGGAAAAGCACAGCAGCCCUGGAGGAGGAUGCCCAGAUUCUGAAGGUCAUUGAAGCCUACUGCACAGGGGCCAGCUUUCAACAGGCCAGCACAGUGGCACGGAAGGAGGGAACGCCACAGGUCCUUCUACCCGAGGAGGAGAAGAUCAUCAUGGAAGAAAUGAAGAGUAAUGGGCAGACAGUCAUCGAGGAAAAAAGCCUCGUGGAUGCUGUGUAUGCUUUAAAGGAUGAAGUCCAUGAGCUGAAGAAGGAGAAUAAACGGAUGAGGCAGUGUCUGGAGGAGGAGCAGAAGUCCCGGAAGGAGCUGGAGCGAGUGGUCAGGAGGCUGGCCAAACAGAAGAACGACUGCACCUGGGAAGAUGGCGGCCACUGAAACUGUGUGUGUGUGUGUGUGUGUGUGUGUGUGUGUGUGUGUGUUUGUUUGUCUGUGUGUGUGUGUGUGUGAGUGUGUGAGUGUGUGUGUGUGUGUAGUGUGUGAGUGUGUGAGUGUGUGAGUGUGUGAGUGUGUGAGUGUGUGUGUGAGUGUGUGAGUGUGUGAGUGUGUGUGUGUGCGCGCGUGUGUCUGCCUGCUAUAAGCCUGAACAUUGUUAAUUGCGUGCGCAUUCCCAUAGAACAGGAGUCCCCUUUCCUCCAAGAGAAAGGAGAUAAGUGCUUCGUUUCUCAGAUCAGUUGGGGAGCAGACUUUUAGAAUGGCUCUGGCAGAUUUUGGACUUUAUGAGCCUGGGUUGGGGGCCCGGGGUCCGGGGGUGUUGGUGUGGGAAGCUAGCUUUGAUGCAUAGAAAUACCAAAAUUACUUGUUGAAAGUUUGUGUUUUGUCAGUUUCUACAAAAACUUAUUCCAAAAACAAAUUAGUACCAGACAGAGGGCUGAAGAUUCUUUUUAGGACAUGAUGGGAACAUUUUUGGGGCAAUGGGAGCCACGCUUUAUGUGGCCCUUACUUGACUCCAGCGCGUGGAUGGUCAGGACACAUUGAAACCCUUUCCAAAGAGGAGUGAAAACCAGGACAGAGAAGACAUGGAAAAUGGAUGAAGAUAUUCAGUCAGCUGACUUACGGUACUCACUGUGAGCUGUUGCCUCCAUUACAGAUUGUUCUGAUCUUUAAGAGGAAAACAACAGAAAAGGUUUUGAACAGUGGCCUGUGAAUCAGAGCUCAGGGUGAAUAUAUGGACUACUGCACAGAUUUUAAAGGAAUGGCAUAAAAACCUUCUGAUAGGUGGGUAAAACAUCUACGUCUGCAUGCCUGUGCUUUAGGUUUAGGACACAGAAGCAGAUUCAGUGUCGGCUCCGCAUUCUGUUCAUUCAGUCUGUUCAGUUUUAGCAGGUUUAUUUUUUUUACUGGUCUUCCUUCUACACACAAACAGAGAAAUGUACACUGUUGACAUGGGACAGAUCUGAGUUAUUUAGGGCCAAAUUCAACUGCGAAGCACUGUCUAUGACUUUGAAAAGGGAAGACAAUUUUGUACUUGCGUACUUUGUUUUUCAGAGUUAAGGGCCAAAGGGCAUUGUGGUUUGACUGAAUUUAACUUUAGAGAAAAAUGUUGAUUUAAAAAGUUACCAUACAGCCUUUUGGUAUGAUUUUAGCAUCACAAACGAUGUGCUUAUAUGGUUUUCUCAAACAAUAUAUCUUCCAGUCUGCAUGUCUGCUCCGCAUUUCAUUUUAUAAGCUUAAGAAAAAUGCUUUUAAGAGCUUAUGAGAAAAUGGAAACAAAUCCUAUUAUACAAUUUUGACAAUUUCCUUUAGCUGUUGGCCUUAUUAAAGUCCAAAGCUUUCAGGGAUAUUAUUCUAAUAAGAACAUACAAGCACGUCAAUAUGUACGUAUGUAUAUUAUAUAUGCAUACGUAUAGAAAAAUACUGUCUAAUAAAUACUUGUUAAGCAACAAAAAUCUUAUAGCUUUAUCCUUUGGGCAAAAUAUUAUAUAGCUUAUUUAUUUUUGUUUGACAGAAAGAUAUUAAAGUAUGCAGGCAAUACUGUAUCUUUGGUACUGGCAGCUGACUGGUGAAAACUUUGAUGGUUUUACCUCAUUGUCUGUUGACACGAGGCUGGAUUCUGCUUUGCUGCGUCAUGGCAGUGCUUCAGCCCCCCGUACGGAGACUG
Anguilla rostrata (American eel) is the source of this 4147-nucleotide messenger RNA. RefSeq names its product rho guanine nucleotide exchange factor 6-like. Gene Ontology annotation, cellular component: cytoplasm; lamellipodium. Gene Ontology annotation, biological process: lamellipodium assembly. The record is from RefSeq and is a predicted model, not a curated record. Gene Ontology annotation, molecular function: protein binding; guanyl-nucleotide exchange factor activity. The transcript is spliced from 21 exons. The coding region runs from base 496 to 2424 and encodes 642 amino acids. NCBI's taxonomy places the organism in Eukaryota, Metazoa, Chordata, Actinopteri, Anguilliformes, Anguillidae.